Drosophila eugracilis is the source of this 4702-nucleotide messenger RNA. RefSeq names its product phospholipid-transporting ATPase IF. The transcript has 10 exons. Gene Ontology annotation, biological process: phospholipid translocation. NCBI's taxonomy places the organism in Eukaryota, Metazoa, Arthropoda, Insecta, Diptera, Drosophilidae. Gene Ontology annotation, molecular function: ATP hydrolysis activity; ATPase-coupled intramembrane lipid carrier activity; magnesium ion binding. The record is from RefSeq and is a predicted model, not a curated record. Bases 671 to 4603 code for a protein of 1310 amino acids. Gene Ontology annotation, cellular component: endoplasmic reticulum; plasma membrane; trans-Golgi network.
GUCGGUGGGGAGAGAUCGUGAACUGAGGAUAUCAGAUUAUGGACCCGGUUCUCUUGCACGGAUACCUCAGUUUGGGAAGUACGUUUUGGGUGACGGAUGGACUAUGAUCUCGUUGUUCGUUUGUUAAAUAUAUAAAUAUAUAUAUGUAUAUUGAAAGUUUCUAGUGCAUUUAGCCACUUGACUGAUAGGCCAUCAUAUUUGUGUAAUGCAUAAUAAUAAUGAUAAACAUUUGUAAGCUUUCGAGUGCAUUAAUUGAAAUGUCCACUCGAUGGGUGAAAAUGUUUUCUGCCACCGGUUCUGCCCAGAACUUUGCCGCCUGCCAAAAAGUGUUGAUCCCUAUGAAAUAAGAGUGUUUGAGCUUCGGCUAUAAAAUAUUGAUUGGUGUUACUUUACUCAUCGGAAUCUAACGAAGAGAUUACCUGGCUAGUCGGCUAUUGGGUUUCAAAAAAGCACAAAAAAAAAAAGUAAACGUUAUUUCCGAUAAGCAAUACGACGAAUUCGUGGUAACGAAGUAUUCUAGAGAGAUACAGAAAUCGGUCAGUUUUAGUCAGUUAUGCUAUUGUUUCGCGUCGGUGUCACAUUGUUCCCAAUUCAACAAACCAUAUAUAUGAGCUUGAAGACUGUUUUUAAAGUAAAACCCAUUCGCAGUGGAUAAUAUCAAGGGAGCAUUAUGGGCAAGUUCUUCGAACGACUUCUUCAGAAAAGGGGCUCCAGAGUUAGUACAAUAAAUGAUUGGCUGCAAAUACAAAUUGGUGGCCCCGAGGAUGUUAAGAAAAAGCGACCAAAGGGCCAAAAUCGGAUUAAGUCAACAAAAUAUACGCUGAUCACAUUCCUGCCACAAAAUCUAUUGGAACAAUUUCGUAGAAUUGCCAAUUUCUAUUUCUUAGUAAUGACAAUAAUAUCUCUUUUAAUUGAUAGUCCUGUGUCUCCGAUGACCUCACUUUUACCUCUGGUUUUUGUAAUUGCUGUGACCGCAGCUAAACAAGGAUAUGAAGAUAUCCUGCGAUAUAGGACUGAUAAUGUGGUCAAUUCCUCACCAGUUACGGUGAUCAGGGAUGGAAAGGAGGCGAUAAUCAAGUCACAGGAUGUUAUUCCCGGAGAUCUGAUAGUCGUGGAGCGGGACUGUGAUGUACCCUGCGAUCUGGUGCUGCUACGAUCCACGGAUCCCCAUGGCAAAUGCUUCAUAACCACAGCGAAUUUGGAUGGUGAGUCCAAUCUGAAGACGUUGAUGGUGCCACGUGAUUUGCCCACCGUCGAUAUCCAAGAGAUGCACAAGCUGGGCAUGAUCGAGUGCGAGAGUCCCACCACGGAUUUGUAUAGCUUCAAUGGGAAAAUAGAGCUGAAGGGCAGUGAAGGACGAGUGUUGCCCUUGACCGCCGAGAAUGUCCUGCUGCGUGGAUCAAGGGUUAAGAACACGGAGUGCGUGAUUGGUUGUGCUGUAUAUACGGGCAUGAUCUCCAAGCUGCAGCUGAAUAGCCGGCUCACCAGGAACAAGAAUGCCACCAGUGAGACGUACAUCAAUCGCUUCCUAAUCGUCAUUCUCGUCGCCCUGAUUGCGAUUGUCACUUUGCUGUAUUUCCUGAAGAGGUACAACGAGCUUUUUGUGAUACCCAAACUGACCUACCUGGGGGAUGCGACGGACAGCUACAGUGUGAAGCAGUUCCUCCAGGACUACUUGUCCUUCCUGAUCCUCUUCAACUACCUGAUACCCAUCUCCCUCUAUGUGACCAUCGAGUUGCAGCGCGUGAUUGGAAGUUGGUUCAUGGAAUGGGACAUAGAGCUCUACGAGAAGGAGACCGAUCAGCCCUGCGUGGUGAAUACCUCCAAUCUGAACGAGGAGUUGGGACAGAUCAAUAUACUCUUCUCGGAUAAAACGGGCACGUUGACCAAAAACGAAAUGAACUUCCAGCAGUGUUCGAUUAAUGGCAGUAAGUUUAUCUUCAAGAAGACGCGACUGGAGGAUGAGGAGACCAAGGCCCUCCUGGACAUCAAUAAGUUUAGUUCCAGCCAGCGUGUCUUUUUCCAAGCUCUGUCUAUUUGCCAUACCGUUCAGGUGGCUUCCGGAUCUCUGGAGGAUGCUGAUGCGGGCAGCACCAAAAGGGAGCCAGUGACGGCUAUUAAAUCCGGUCCACCGGAGAUGUACUCCAUAUCGGACAUCACCGAGGAGAGUCACAAUGCUAGUCAGCAGAGCGAGCUCAAUGUGAGUCACACCAUCGAAAAUUCGGUGUCGGGUCAUCCGAAUGGUGCCAAUUCAACGGCCAUUUCUUCGGAUGUCAAUCCUCUACUGGUCUCGGAUGACAGCUAUGGCGUAGAGCGUCGCAAGCGUCCGGUGGUUGUGAAGAGGAGUCCCAACUUUGCCCGUUCCAAUCGGAUGCACAGUAGCCCCGCCAAUGACUUUAAUGUCAAUCAGACUGACCUCAAUGGUGCCACAAAUGGAGUGGACACCACUCCCAAUUUUCGACCCAUUUCACUGCAAUUUCGACGUUCUACCUCAGAGAAGGAUCUGCAACAGUCCUGGGAAGCUCCAAAUGGUCAAGCGCCUGGCCAUCGGAGGGCUCACUCCUAUGGAGCGCCCAAUGCCUACCUCACAAAUCCAAAUACUGUCAUCACACCGCCCGCCGGUGUCAUAUUCCGAUCGCCGAGCACCACUUCCCGGGAAUCCUAUGCAGCACCCACAUUCACCAGGCAGCCCACUAUCCUGGUUCGUGCCGAAUCGCAGCGUAGGAAAAACGAAAUCCGUGAUUUCAUAUUCACCUUGGACUACCAGGCCUCCAGUCCCGAUGAGAAGGCUUUGGUGGAGGCCUGCGCUAACUUAGGCAUGGUCUACACCGGCGACGAUGACGAGACUCUCCGGGUGCGCAUUGUUCCUCCGCAUAUGGACUACAAGCGACCGUUUGCCAAGCCCAAGGAGGAGACUUUCCAGCGUCUCCAUGUCCUGGAAUUCACAUCGGAUCGUAAGCGGAUGAGUGUCAUUGUACGGGAUACGGAUGGCAAGAAGUGGAUCUAUACUAAGGGCGCCGAAAGCUAUGUUUUUCCGCUGUGUGCCAAUAGUUCGGCGGAUUUGGUCUCGAAGACGGAUGCUCAUAUCAGUGAUUUCGCACGACUUGGCUUGCGGACACUGGCCAUUGCCCGGCGAUUGAUUGCUGAGGAAGAGUACCAGGACUUCCUUGUUGAGCUGGCCCAGGCCAAUAGCUCAUUGGAGAAUCGAAAGCAGCUCAGCGAGGAGUGUUACUCGAAAAUCGAAAGCAAUCUGGAUCUUCUGGGUGCCACAGCUGUCGAGGACGCCCUGCAGGACGACGUGGCGGAUACGUUGGUUUCCCUGCAGGCGGCUGGCAUUAAGAUUUGGGUGCUGACUGGUGAUAAGGUAGAGACUGCACUGAACAUAGCCCUGUCAUGUGGUCACAUUCCGCCCGAUGCCAAGAAAUACUUCAUCAUCGACUGCAAAAACAGGGAGGAGAUGCUGCUGCAUCUGAACGCACUGGAUCGGGAGAUUAUCUUUGGCAUCGGGCAGGAGUGCGCCCUGCUGAUCGAUGGCAAGAGCCUGGGUGUGGCCUUGUCUGAGGCCAGCACAGAGUUCCGGGACGUAGCCGUCAAGUGCACGGCCGUUUUGUGCUGUCGCCUGAGCCCGCUGCAGAAAAGUGAGGUGGUGUCACUGAUCAAGUCCUCCAAUGAGAACUAUAAUACAGCUUCCAUUGGCGAUGGAGCCAAUGAUGUUUCGAUGAUCCAGGAGGCCCAUGUGGGCAUCGGUAUAAUGGGACGCGAAGGCAGACAAGCGGCACGAUGUGCUGACUUUGCCUUUGCCAAGUUUUGUAUGCUAAAGAGACUGCUUCUCGUCCAUGGUCACUACCAUAGUGUUAGACUAUCCCUGUUGGUCCUGUACUUUUUCUACAAGAACAUCGUCUUCAUGGGCAUCAUGUUCCUGUUCCAGUUCCACACACUGUUCUCCUCGUCCUCCGUCUACGAUUCACUUUUCCUGACUUUGUACAAUGUGAUAUACACCUCGCUGCCCAUUUUGUUCAUAGCUAUCUCCGAGAAGCCAUACACUGAGGAGAAGCUGAUGAGAACACCACAGCUUUAUAAAAAGAACACGGACAAUAAGCAACUUCAUUGGCCUUACUUCCUGAUGUGGGUCAUAUUUGCCAUCUACCAUUCGGUCAUCAUUUUCUACUUUGCCUUCUGCCUUUUCUCGUACAACAACGUGAUCCUAAACUACGGCCAGACGGUGGCCUUCUCCUGCUUCGGAACCCUGCUUAUGUGGACAGUGGUGGUUGUGGUUAACCUCAAGCUUUGGCUAGAGUCCAUGUAUCUGUCGUUUUGGUACAUCUUCACAAUAAUCAUUUCCAUUUUGGGUUUUGUGAUCACAACGGUUAUCUACAAUGUUAUCAAUCUGGACUACGAUACCGACAUUUAUUGGGCUUAUAACAAUCUGUUGGCCUCUUUGCCCGUUUGGUUGUGGAUCCUGUUGACCAGUGUGGCCUGUUUGAUACCCGACUAUACCAUCCGAAUGCUCCAGAGGGCACUCAAUAUCAAGAGUUUCAGUAUUUUCCCCGGAAAACAGCGAAAACUUAAAAUGCGUGAAAAAUUUGAGUCCACAUAUUUGUAAAACGACUCUAGGCUAUAGUUUUUAUACCCCUAAUUUAUUUAUUUCCUUUAUGUAUACAUUUUUUUUUUUGUUAGAUAAAAAGAAAUUUUGUUGAAAGAC